GGAGGUCGCGGGCUGUUCUCGUUAUUCUGUCCCCAAGCCGUUUCUUUGAUCACUUGAGUUGUAUGUAGGAAAAGUUGAACCAAAAUGAUGCUUCUUGCGCGCGGGUAUUGCACUCGCACGAGUUAUCGUGAGAAUCAGGAAUUUAGGUUAACCCUGAGAAACUCGCAGGCGUCAUUGCACCGGCGUCAAACUUUAUUAUUAUCGAUACGUAUUGAUUAGUGCCGUUCACGCAUGAUAUCGUACGAUAGCAAAUCUAAAUCGGCUUGAAUACGAGUGAAAACAAAUGAGUGAACGGGGGAAAAGCAUCGUGAACGAUGUGCGUCGAUCUACUUUGGCAGAAAACCAGGAAUGCUUGACAAUUCAUGACAUUCCCAGGUUGCUGUCAUGCUCGAGGUUAUUCUUCGGACAGUCGACCACGAGAUUUUUAAACACUAUUUUCUAGUCAAUCGAUCAUUGAUACCUUUACGAGAAGUUUCUUUAAUGUUGCUAAAGAUCAUGAAAGUCAUUCCCCAGUAAGAGGUCCGGUAUACAGGCAAACCGCUACAGGAUUAAAAAUGGAGUCCACGGCAGAGGAGAUUAAAAGAUUGACCGACGAGGCAGAGAACCUCAGGCAACGACUUGAGGACGAGAGACAGAAAUUAAAUGACGUUACAUUGGAGAGUGUAUCCGAGAGACUCGAAGCAAUUAAUUGUAUGAUGAUAAAACCUCGACGAAUUUUAAAAGGCCACCAAGCAAAGGUUCUUUGUUCCGAUUGGUCCCCGGACAAACGUCACAUUGUUUCAUCGUCACAAGAUGGAAAGAUGAUUAUAUGGGAUGCAUUUACAACAAACAAGGAGCAUGCUGUUGCGAUGUUAAGUACUUGGGUGAUGGCAUGCACCUAUGCUCCUAGUGGUACUCUCGUCGCAUGUGGGGGUUUGGACAAUAAAGUGACCGUUUAUCCCCUGAGUUUAGAAGACGACGUGACAGUUCGCAAGAAGACUGUGGGCACGCAUUCAUCAUACAUGUCCUGUUGCGCAUUUCCUAACAGCGAUCAGCAGAUCUUAACGGGUAGCGGUGACAGUACUUGCGCAUUAUGGGAUGUGGACAGCGGACAGCUCUUACAAAAUUUCCAUGGCCACUCGGCAGAUGUCAUGUCGAUCGAUUUAGCGCCUAGCGAGACCGGUAACACUUUUGUAUCCGGAGGUUGUGACAAGAUGGUGCUUAUCUGGGACAUGAGAACCGGUCAGUGUGUACAGAGCUUCGAGGGACAUCGAUCCGAUGUCAAUUCGGUUCGCUUUCAUCCAAGUGGCGAUGCUGUGGCCACAGGAUCAGACGAUGCGACUUGCCGACUCUUCGAUCUUCGAGCCGACAAGGAGGUGGCUGUCUACGCAAAGGAGAGCAUCAUCUUCGGAGCAAAUGCCGUCGACCUCAGCGUGAGCGGUCGAUUGCUGUUUGCUGGUUACAACGAUUACACGGUUAAUACAUGGGAUACGCUCAAGUGCCAACGCGUGGCAUUAUUGUACGGCCACGAGAACCGCGUUUCGUGUCUAAGAGUCUCUCCAGAUGGUACUGCACUUUCCACCGGAAGUUGGGACACAACGUUAAGAGUUUGGGCUUAAAGUUUUAUCCGUGCACGCUACCACCGGCGUGUACUUAGCGCGCACAACGCAUCGGUACCAUUUUAAUUAUUUUACAGUACUUACUAAAAAAAUAGUAACGUUCGAAUUAAAAUCGAUACGCAUAAGGAAAGACCUAGGUCAAAAGUGGGAAACAGUCACUAAUCAAAAGAGAAAUAGUUCUUUGCCCGUUAAAUCUUCUUCGCGCUUCUCACAUAUUGCUGAAGUAAGCAUUUCUUAUUACGUUAAUCUGGAAGUAUCGAAGAAGUGUCGGGGCAUUUCUCGCAGCAGAUCCAAUAGCAGUUAUGCACGUUACGUGGCAGUUAUGUUAAAAACUAGGAAAUUGUAACAUCGAACGAUGUGCAACAAGAAAAAAAAAAAAUAUGGGAGUGAAACAUCUCUCGCGAAAAAUGAAUUAGGCGUUACGCAAUGUAUUAACGGUCAUGUCAUAAACUUCGCUUUUAUAAGUGAUACAAAGAACGUAGUCAUAGAUACGCACAUUAAAGCGUUAUACGUGUUGAGUACAGUACUCUUUAGACACGGCCACGGUAAGACGUAUCGUGGGCGUAUGCUGUAGAUUUAUCUUCGCUAAAAACGUGUGUAUGUGAGUACGUAACCAGGUGAUGCAUUGCUUUAAUCAUGGAUGAGCGAGUGAGAGUACACGUUAACGGAAUUCCAAAGAUUUCGCAAAACCAGUCGAGUUGAAAUUUGAUGUAAAAAAUCAAGUACCUCGUGAACAUAAUUCCAUUAGUUCUCUAAUUAGUGACUAUAACUCAGAUGUAUAAUAGCGACUGUCGAUCGUUUUUAAACAUGCAUAAGUUGUACUGCUUUUGUCCAAUUUCUGUGAAAUUUGGCACGAAUAUAUGAUUCAAUCUGA
This is a messenger RNA of Orussus abietinus, 2472 nucleotides long. RefSeq names its product guanine nucleotide-binding protein subunit beta-5 (gene Gbeta5). The coding region runs from base 555 to 1598 and encodes 347 amino acids. Lineage: Eukaryota; Metazoa; Arthropoda; Insecta; Hymenoptera; Orussidae. The transcript is spliced from 5 exons. Gene Ontology annotation, cellular component: cytoplasm; heterotrimeric G-protein complex. Gene Ontology annotation, biological process: G protein-coupled dopamine receptor signaling pathway; G protein-coupled receptor signaling pathway. Gene Ontology annotation, molecular function: signaling receptor complex adaptor activity; protein binding. The record is from RefSeq and is a predicted model, not a curated record.